AUGGAGGGAAGGAAAGCGGAGGCGGAGGACAUGGCGGGAGGAGGCACCGCCGUGACCAGCUGGAAGCUUUACGACAACCCUUUUUAUAAUCACCAUCAUCGCCGCCGCCACCGGCGGCGCUCCAGCUCGAACUCCGUCCGCGACCAAAGUGACUGUGCUCAGAUCCCCCUCCCGGCCCGGAAGCUCGCCGCUUCGCUCCGGGAUCUCACCACCUUCUUGCAGCCUGCGGGCGGCCGCGCAGAGGAGAUCGUCUCCGAGCUGUAUCUGAUCCGCUCGCGGGUCAAGGAACUGAAGGCGGAGCUCGAGGUCGAGAGGGGGCUGAGGAAGAACGCGGAGGCCCUGAACAGGGAGGUCGCCAGGGAGCUGUCGGACGAGAGGACGCGCCGGGAGGCCAAGGAGCGCGCCUGCGAGGAGCUGGCGGCGGAAGUUUCUCGGAGACGAGAGGAGAUGAACCUGCUGGGGAGGUCGGUGGAGGAGGAGAUGGCGAAGAUGCGGGUGCCGGAGGAGAAGCUGCCAGCCAUGGAAGAGAGUCCCUCGUCGGCGCGGAGAUGCGGCCCUUUGCGAGCGGGGGAAGAGGCUGAGAGAGGCGCAUCGGCGACGACAAGUCUUCCAAACACGGCUUCCAUCGGCAGCGACAGGAGCGGCGGUGCUUGGGGUCUGCGGCGGAGUCACCAUCUCAGGAAGGAGAUCGAGAAUCCUCACAUCAGGCGAGGGAUGAAAGGGUUCGUCGAGUUCCCCAGAGGCCCCCGCGUGCGCGCCUUCUCGUCACCCUGCUCGAGAGAAAGCGAAGAGGAUCCGGGCGCGAAGGUGGACUGCCAAAUGGCCCAGCUCCGAGUCCUCUUGAAAGGCCGGACUCCGCCAGGAUCCACCUCCUCCAGGCUUGAUCCGCUCCUGGCGUGA
Spirodela intermedia is the source of this 900-nucleotide messenger RNA. The record is from the annotation of a GenBank genome assembly. NCBI's taxonomy places the organism in Eukaryota, Viridiplantae, Streptophyta, Magnoliopsida, Alismatales, Araceae.